Molecule: messenger RNA, 852 nt
Organism: Ceutorhynchus assimilis (cabbage seed weevil)
Lineage: Eukaryota; Metazoa; Arthropoda; Insecta; Coleoptera; Curculionidae
Source: the annotation of a GenBank genome assembly
AUGAAAUUGAGUUGGAUUUCAGAGCAAGCUGAAGAUAACAAAACCGAGAAUGAAAUGGAGUUGGAUUUAUUAGAGCAAGCUGAAGAUGAAAAAGUGGACGAGGAAGAGCCAGCUAAGAAAUUAACCCGAAUAAGACAAAGGCAUGCAGAAAAAUGGGCAAGUAAUAUCAGAAAAGAAUGUUUUGACAGGGGAGAAGAAUAUAUUUCGGUUCGAAAAAAAAUAGUGCCUGCUAGGAAAAUAAAAACAAAGAAAGAUUGUUUAAACAAAUGCAUUUAUAAAUGCGCUCAAAAAGUGAGUGAGAACCAGAGAAGAGAAAUAUUUUCCAAUUACUACAAACUAGACGCAAAUGAAAAGAGAAUGUUUAUCUUAAACAUAACAGUAAUGUUUCAUCCAGAAAGAAGAAGGAAGGGGAAAAAUGCUAUGAAUUCCAAAAAACAGAAUAGUUUUACAUAUUUUUUUACUAUCCAAAACGACAAAAUUCAGCCGAAAAAAGAUCGGUGCGAUUUAUGCGCAGAGAUUGAAAUAAAAGGAAAUGAAGAAAAUGUUUCUGAAGAACUUGGAAUUGAAUAUAAAAAGCAUCUUAAAGAGAAACAGGCCAUGAGGGAAAACAGAAAAAAGGAUAGAGAAAACGAUAUUCCGGUUCUAUGCUUUGAUCUGGAAAAUGUUUUGAGUUGUCCCAAAGCCGAGAUUAAAAACUUUUUCUAUAAAAGUAAACUUAGCGUUUACAACAUGACUGCUCAUUUAUCUGUAAAUAAAGACGUCUAUUGUGCGGUGUGGUCGGAAGCUGUACAUGGAAGGAGUGGCAACGACAUUGCAAGCGCUGUGUAUAAAAUUUUAAAUCAGGUCUUGUAG